ACGUACGACUUGCAAGUCGAGUGAAAGCUGUCUAUUUACCUAACUCUUUAUCGCGAAAUGGCAUCUAGCAGAGCCUCAAAUGUAUCCGAAUUUCGCCAAGUCUUGAGCAGACUCAAAGAUUUACAUGAGAAGCUGGAAAGGUCCGAUCAAUCUAGUCUUGCAGCUAAAUUGUCGGACAUAAAUGGCUCCUUAAGCGUUAUCGAAGGUCACCAGACUGACUUCUCCGAUACAGUCCUGCAAACUUUGGAGAGGAUCCAUUCUACGAUGGUAAAUGGCUUCAAAACUAUGGAAGACAGGAUAUCCACACUAGAAGCCAAACUAACCAGCCAUGAGACUGGAAGCUAUGAUGCAGCGACGCCGCCGAAUUCUUCAAGAAAAAGAAAAAUCGCACGACACCCUGAUCUUUCGCAUUACGUCCGCUCCAAGAUGGAACAGUUAGGACUGUCGUGGAACACGGUAAGGAAGGAGAAUGAGCCACCAAACCAAGAAGUUGCCAGAAGACUUCUUAAAGAAGUUCAAGAAGUUGAGCACGUAAAGAAUGACUCUCUCUGCACAGAGAGGCGGAUAUUUGAUGCUGUCUCUCAAAACUUUGCCUCCAACAAAAGAAAGAGGAGGCAGAUGGAAAAUGGUACAUAUGAGCAGUACCAAAGGGAACAGAAGAGGAGGCAAAGAAUUAAAAGGAAACUGGAGAAGAGACUGAGAGUGGUUACUGAGGAAGAAAAGAAGUCAGAAUUGUUCGAGGCAUUGCAUUUGUCAAUGAUAUCCUCAGAUGAAUCUGAUGGCGAGGAUGACACCCUGUCCACAAAGCAUCCUGUCUGGAGGGCAGAGGAGGUUUCUUCUUUCUUCAAAGAACUGGACUCAGGGCAUAGGGCAAAUAUGUCCACCCAACAAAGGAGGCAGUCUGUAAACAAUGAAGUGCCAGAGAAAUUGCUCUGGGCCAUAAAAUUGUAA
Pocillopora verrucosa is the source of this 951-nucleotide messenger RNA. The record is from RefSeq and is a predicted model, not a curated record. Lineage: Eukaryota; Metazoa; Cnidaria; Anthozoa; Scleractinia; Pocilloporidae.